This is a messenger RNA of Eriocheir sinensis (Chinese mitten crab), 1571 nucleotides long. RefSeq lists its product as uncharacterized. The record is from RefSeq and is a predicted model, not a curated record. Bases 150 to 1571 code for a protein of 473 amino acids. The transcript has 3 exons. NCBI's taxonomy places the organism in Eukaryota, Metazoa, Arthropoda, Malacostraca, Decapoda, Varunidae.
CAGGAAGAUAUAGUGAGUCGACAACAGUGUACGUGAAGCCGGGAGAUGACUUCAAGGGAGUUAGUCUUGAAGUGACACAAACAUUACUAUCUUAUGUACAACAUCGUCAAGUAGCUUGGUUUGGCCUUGACAAGUGUUACAGCGACAACAUGUGGAUCAAACUGAAGGUGGAUGUGGGAAACACGGGUCAAGGGAGUAUAUUGAACCUAAUUCUGCAUUUCACCCUAAACAUUGAAGGAUACAGAGGAAGAUGCAUGAGGCAAACAGCUCGGAUCAAACACAUUACUGGCCUUAGUAUUGUGGCUCACGGCUCUUCCAGCUGGACAAGCACAGCCGAAGAAACGGGCGGCAGAUGUCACGGUCCGGAAGAAUUCACGAACCUGCAGAACCCAAACACCUGCACGGAUCCGCCCGACCCUAUCACCACCACCAGCACAUCAACACCACCUCCAGGUACCACCACCACCACUACCGCAACAACAACAACAGCACCUCCAGGUACCACCACCACGACCACCACCACCACCACAUCAACACCACCACCUCCAGUGGUGAUAGCGGUGCCGAUAGCGGUGGUGGUGGCGGUGAUCCUGGCCAUUGUGGUGUGUGUGACCUACCGGAGGCGACGGCGUGGACAGGGAGAGGGGCAGCUGCCCCGCGUCGGCGGCGAGGUAGACGUCGACGACAACUACAUGGACAUGGCUCCGCCCAAGGGCCCCACCGUGCUCCCGCGUGUGGCGCCGCGGCUUGGGCAGGCCGCCUCCUGGCGCGUCGGCGGCGAGGUAGACGUCGACGACAACUACAUGGACAUGGCUCCACCCAAGGGCCCCACCGUGCUCCCGUGUGUGGCGCCGCGGCUUGGGCAGGCCGCCUCCUGGAGCGUCGGGGGCGAGGUAGACGUCGACGACAACUACAUGGACAUGGCUCCACCCAAGGGCCCCACCGUGCUCCCGUGUGUGGCGCCGCGGCUUGGGCAGGCCGCCUCCUGGCGCGUCGGCGGCGAGGUAGACGUCGACGACAACUACAUGGACAUGGCUCCACCCAAGGGCCCCACCGUGCUCCCGCGUGUGGCGCCGCGGCUUGGGCAGGCCGCCUCCUGGCGCGUCGGCGGCGAGGUAGACGUCGACGACAACUACAUGGACAUGGCUCCACCCAAGGGCCCCACCGUGCUCCCGUGUGUGGCGCCGCGGCUUGGGCAGGCCGCCUCCUGGUGCGUCGGUGGCGAGGUACAGGUCGACGACAACCACAAGAAGCCGCCCAUGGGCCCCACCGUGCUCCCGCGCGUGGCGCCGCGGCUUGGGCAGGCCGCCUCCUGGCGCGUCGGUGGCGAGGUACAGGUCGACGACAACCACAAGAAGCCGCCCACGGGCCCCACCGUGCUCCCGCGCGUGGCGCCGCGGCUUGGGCUGGCCGCCUCCUGGCGCGUCGGUGGUGAGGUAAGAGUCGACGACAACCACAAGAAGCCGCCCACGGGCCCCACCGUGCUCCCGCGCAUGGCGCCGUGGCAACAGGAGCCAGACUACUUUUACUUCGGCGACGACGAGGAGCACAUCUACGACGAGAUCCCCUAG